GCUCACAUCGCUAGCGUUGGUUUUUGUUGCAUACAAAAGACGGAUGGGUCCCGUAAAGUAUACAAGAAUACGAAAAAUUAAGCCUUUAAUUCGAUGAAUUUUAACAAAUCAAGCGGUUAUUCUGUUAUACGUUGUGAUAGUUUCGAAUUUUUACCGAUCGCGAACGAUGGGUGCCCAGUGAAAGUAAAGCUGAAUGCAUUUCCAUUUCCAUGUCCGCGGCAGCCGCAGCAACAACAAAAGCGAAACGAAAGAAAAGUGAAAUUUGAGCAAAAGGAAUAGCGCAUGCUAGUCAAACAACAAAGAAAUGGAAAAUUUGAAAAUCAGUGAAAAGUUAUUCGAGGAUGUGAUAUAUUAUGUGCUCGGCAGCUUGGAUGAUGAGAGCGAGAGAUUGCUUAAGAACGGCGGAGCGCAAUCGAAGCUUUACCUUUCGGACCAAAUAACGCAUUUAAUAUGUGCCAGCAACUACUCCGAAGAGGAGCUCUCCAUGAAUCUGGACCUCUACAAUGUGAUACCUGUGAGCGAGCAAUGGAUCUCGCACAGCGCCAAACUGGGUCGCAUGGCCUCCACGCGUGCCUUCGAUCCAAGUCAGCCGCGUUUCUUGCGCGGCAUACGAGUCGCCAUCACCAAUGUGGUGGCUAGCGAUCGCCGGCGCCUCUAUGCGAUGCUUACCUACCAUGGUGCCGUUGUCACCCACACGCAUGGAGCCACCAAUACGCAUCUGGUAUGCGGCGCCGCCACCGGCAACAUUUACAAUAAAGCGCUGGCGCUGCCCAAAAAUGCCAUGAACAUUGUCACGCCUGACUGGGUCACUGAUUGCCUCAAAUUCAAGAGCUGUCUGCCUUGUGAGCCCUAUCAUCCCAGAUUGCUAAAGCCCAUCGAGAAGCAGCGCACCCAAAAGCAGCAACAGCAGCAACAACAACAGCAGCAGCAACAAAAUCUGCAGCAGCAACAGCAGCAUCAACAACAGCAGCAGCAAUUACAACAGCAAUUGGCACAACAGCAGCAGCAUCAACAACAACAACAACAGCAACAUUUAGUACAACAAUUGCCACAACAGCAACAACAACAACAGCCAGCUGCAACACAGCUAUCUGAUAUACUAGGCUUUGGGGACGAUAGCGCUGCGCAGAGUAUCGCUAGCAUUAAAUCCCAACUGCAGGCAUCGGCAGAGCGUGCUGCAGCUGAACAGCAGCAGUUGCAGCAGCAACAUCUGCCACAGCCAGCGCAACAGCAAGUUGUCUUUGUGCGGCCACGCAACAUGCAGCAGCAGGGCGCACCACAAGCGCCACCACCACCGCCGCCACCCUCGCCGCAGCAGCAGCAACAACAACAAAUCAUAAUACAGCAACAAAAAAUCAUACCAGCUAAUCUGCAGCAACAGCAGCAACAACAACAACAGAUCAAAAACAUUUUGCAGCAGCAGCGACAAAUAAAGAACACACAACAGCAACAACAGCAGCAACUGCAACUAAUGCAGCAACAGGAGCAACAACAACAACAACAGCAGCAGCAACAACAGCAGCAGCAACAACAACAGCAGCAGCAACAACAACAGCAGCAGCAACAGCAAUUAAUACUCCAGCAGCAGCAACAACAACAACAAUCUCGUCUGCCUACAACACCCACCAUGCCACAACCACCUAUGCCCAGUGGACGACAAACGCCGCGUACGCCACAGCCAGCGACAACACCACAGCCCGUGCAAUCACCGCAGCAGCAAGUGGGACAACAGCAACAAGUGCCGCAACAACAACAACAACCGUCCGUGUCAGUCUCGCCCCAAAUGUUGCAUCAGCACAUAAUGAACAAGCAGCAAAUGUUGCAACAGCAGCAAAUGCAACUGCAUCAGCACAUACAAAAUGGCCAGAGCCUGACACCACAACAACAGGCGUUGCAGCGGCAGAUACAGCAACAGCAGCAACUGUUGCAGCAGCAAAUGCAGAUGCAGCAAAUGCAACAACAGCAACAACCGCAGCAGCAAUCACCACGCAUGGUUCAAAAUCGUUCGCCAGUCAUGCCACCCGGCACGCCCUCCCCUUCGCUGCAGCAGCAGCAACACUUGGUUGCGAGCAGCAGCAACAUGUUACCGCCUCAGUCACCACGACAAUUGCAAUCGCCAGCGCCACAAAUGACGCCGCCUCCGCCGCCCUCACCACAGAGCGCACAGCAGCACUUGCGCCAACAGCAACAACAAUUGCAACAGAGUCGCCAACAGCAGCAGCAGCAGCACAUGAUGGGCUCCCCGCAACAACAGCCGCCCACGGCCAUGAUGUCGCCACAACAGCAACCAUUCCAACAGCCAGUGCAUCAGCAACAACGCAUGCAGCUGCAGCAGCAACAACAACAGCUCGCACAGCAGCAGCAGCAACAAAGUCCACAGCACAUUUCAGCGCCGCAGUCACCUCAAAUUUCGCAAACGCCACCCAUGGCUAGCAAACAACAACAGCAGCAACCAGCUCAGCACCCGCAGCAGCAGCAGCAACAGCAAUCCUUUGUGCAGCCCAUCGAUCCCACGGAUCCCGUGCAAGUUGCUCAAGUGCUCAGUCGUUCUACACUAAGCAGCAAUCAGGAUUCACUGAUUAUGCGCCAGCAGCAGUUAAAGCAACAACAGCUGCAGCAACAACAGCAGCAACAACAACAACAACAGCAGCAACAACAGCAGCAGCAACAACAAAUGCCACAACAACAUACGCCCUCGCCACGACAGUCGCCUUUGCAUCAACAGCAAUCAACACCACAACAACCAGAGAGGCCGUUACAGCAGCUGCAACCACAGCAGCAGCAACAGCCACCACAAAUGGCACAGCAACUUGGACCUGGACAGCAGCAGCAACAGGUCAUAACCCAGCGGCACGUGAUAAACACUUCAACGGCGCAGGGACAGCAACUAAUACAGAGUCAUAUGAUGAGCAUACAGCAGCAACAGCAAAAGCAACAGCAAAUGUUGCAGCUGCAACAGCAACAGCAGCAGCAACAGCAGCAGCAACAGCAAAUGAUACCUCAGCAGCAGCCACAACAGCAGCAACUGCCACAACAGCAGCAACUGCCACAGCAGCAGCAACAACAGCUACCACCUCAGCAGCAGCAGCAGCAACAACAACAGCAACAAGUACAGUUCACGCAGCAACAAAACAUAGCUUUGGGCACAGGUGGUCAGGUGCGCAUCAUACAGCAGACAAUACAACCACCGCAACAACAGCAACAGCUGCUUGGACAACAGUUUGCGCCGCAACAACAACAAGCACCACAACAACAGCAGCAGCAACAAGUAUUGCCACAGCAGCCGCAGCAACAUCCAAUGCAACAACAGCAACAACAACAACCACCACCAGCCAUGCAGACCAAAAAAUUCAUCAUCAGUCAGCAGCAAUUCAGUCAGCUCAGCGCGCAGCAGCAGCAGCAAAUAUUAGCGCAGAAUCAGCAAAACCAAAAUGUGUUCAUUGUGAAUUCCACAAAUCUGUCACAGCAACAACAGCAGCAGCAGCAACAACUUGUGCAGCAGCGACAACUAUUGCAACAGCAGCAACAGCAACAGUUGCCACCGAAUCAAAUGAUGUUGCCGCAGCAGCAAUCGCCGCAGCAACAGCAGGCACCGCCUCAAAUGCAACAGCAGCUAAUAACACAGCAGCAACAACAGCAGCGACUACAAAUGCAACAGCAACAACCGCAACAGCAGCAACAACAAAUUGUGAUAAAUCAACAAGUCAUCAGCGAUCCGCAGCGUUUGCAAUACUUGCAGCAGCAACAACAAUUGCUGCAGCAAAAACAGCAGCAACAACAACAGCAGCAGCAGCAACAACAACUCGUUGGGCCGCCACAACAGCAGCAGCAGCAAAUUCUCAUACAGCAGCAACAGCCAGUGGCACAGCAGCAACAGCAGCAGCCGCCACAGCAAAUCAUGCAACAAGUGCUCAUAAAGCAACAACAUUUGCCACAACGUACGCCACCGCCGCAAUCGCCACAGCAGCAACAGCAACAGUUGAUGCUGCAGCAGCAAUCGCCACAGCAUCACGCACAGCUGCAACAGCAGCAGGCGCACUGGUCCCCGCAGAGUCCUGUGACAAAUCAGCUGCCACCCACAACGCCUGGCACGCCCACCACAAGCAUGGGCAUGCAAUCACCGUUGCCUGGCACGCCCACAACUCCGCAACAGCAACAGCAGGCGCCACAGCAAUUUGCACCACGCGGACUGCGCCCACAAACACCUUGGCCCGCACAACAGCAGCCACCACCGUCACAACAACAACAACAACAGCAGCAACAACAACAACAACAACAGCUUGUGCUGCCACCGCCGCAGCAGCAACAGCAGCAGCGCCAACUAAUACAUCUGGACGAGAAGACGCAUGCGCAUUUCAUGUCGCUAGAUGCACACAAACGUGCCGAGUACAUUACGAAACUGAAUCAGAACAAGCCACGUGUCAUGCUGCGCCAGCAGGUGGCCUAUCAACCACGCCCCGGUGCGCCCGGUAGCGUGGUGGCCACACGUGCACCGGGGCCAGUGCCGGUGCCUGGACCAGGCACUUCGCACAUUAUUGUGCAGAGCCAAAUGCCAGGUGGACUUACGCAGCAAGAGCAAAUGCUCUGGCUGCAGCAGCAGGGCACACGUCCAGUGGUAGUGCGUGCGGGCGGCGCGCCUGGACUCAGUCCCAUUACCCAGCAACAACAACAGCCUGGUGGAGCACCUCAACAGCUACCUCAGCAGCAGCAGCAGCAACAAUUUAAUCCCAAUGAUCCCAGCCAGCAAAUGUUGCUGCAACGCCAACAGCUGCGCGUGCAACAGAUACCCAUGCAACAGGCGCCGGCGCCGCAGCUGGGCAAGCAGACCGUGCAGCUCAUCACCGGUCCCAAUGGCCAGCUAAUCGAACAGCAAACCAUUGUUCAGCAGCAGGCCCAGCAACAGCAGCAGCAGCCGCCGACACCAGGCACGCCCACCACACCAGGAACAGGCGUUGUUGUUGGUGGCGCCACAGGUGGCAAUAUUAUGACGCAAACACUGGUCAUGCCCGCAGCGGCGCCCGAUGGACAACAGCAGCAACAGACGCCGCAGCAGAUGAAUUUGAAAACGAAAACCGCUUUGGCCAACAUGUUGAGCAAUCGGCUGGGCAACAAUGGAACACAGGUGCCGCCUCAACAGCAGCAACUGCUUUCCAUGAGCGAUGUCCAGCAGCAGCAGCAACAACAACAACAGCAGCAAAUUGUGCAACAAGUUGUUGUUAGCGGUGCCACACACCAGCAGCAGCAACAGUUGCUGCUGCAACAGCAGCAGCAGCAGCAACAACAACAGUUGGUCGCAGCGCAGCAACAGCAAUUGGCAACUGGACCGCAGCAACAUGUGGAGACACCAUCUGCCGCUGGCGCGCUGCGCAUGAUGGGUCAACAGCAUAAUGCUGCUGUAGGCGUGCCUGGUCCGCCACGGACACAGCAGGAGCUAGUUCUGUUGCAACAGCAGCAACAACAACAGCAGCAGCAACAAUUGCUGCAGCAGCAUCCGCAGCAAAUGCGACGUGUUGUCGGCGUGCCGCAGCAACAGUUGCCGCAACAGCAUUUGGUGCAACAGCAAAUUGUGGUCGCGCCGCAGGCCAACAUACAGCAACAACAGCUGCCAGUGGGCGUUCCAGUGCAAGUAGCAGGCGGACCACCUCAUGUCUACAUGCAAGUGCGUCCCGGCCAGCCUCCCAUACCGAUGCCACCGCGUCCCCAGUUCUAUGGCCACAAUCCGAACUUGAAGCUGCCGGCUGAUCUCUUCCUGGUCGGCUGCACCUUUUACAUCGUUGAAUACGACGAGACGGACAGCGAUGAGCUGCCCAUUUGGCUGGACACCAUACGUCAGUUUGGCGGCGAUAUUGAGCGUGUCUAUUGCGCCCGCGUGACGCACGUCAUCUGCCGCACCCAGCGGCACGGCAUGGUGAUGCAGGCACUGCGCGAUGCCAAACGCUGCGUGACCGCCUACUGGCUAAGCGACAUCUGUUUAAAGCGACAGCUAAUGCCACCGUGGCAGCCACUGCAUUUGCCCUUCCCCAGCCAGUUUGGCUACCGAAAGCCACUGGAGCGCUACAUUAUCACAUCGGAGGGCUUUGAGGGCGAGGAAGUUGUGCGGCUGCAGCAAAUGGCCGAGGAAUGUGGCGCCAUUUACACCUCGUACCUGUCCAAGGUGAACACGCUGGUCGUCUGCAAGCAACUGGAGGGCAACAAAUUCAAUGCUGCCAAAGAGUGGAACAUACCGAUGGUAAAUGCCCUCUGGCUCAGCGAUGUGUGCAUCGGAAAUCUGAGCGGGCUCACCCAGUACGAAAAUCCCAAAUACCAGCAGUACAAUCUGGUGGCGCCAUUCCGCAUCGAAUGCAAUCUGGUGCAGCAUUUGCUGGCCGCCUGGAAAGCGCCCAUUAAUCUCACCCAGGAGGCACACGAGCGUGUCAAGCGUCAUCUUUCCGAUCCGUAUGCAAAUGAACAGAAGAUUAAGCGCCAAAAAUUGUGCGUCUAUCAGGAGCAGCUGCCAGAGCAAAUCGUUUGCAUUGAAUAUCCGCAGACUACAAAACCGCCCAAGGUCAUCUUCUCACAGGUCGCCGAUGCGGAGUCGCUCAAAAAGGCUGUCGAACUUCUGGGCGGCAUUGUUGUGGACAGUCCCAUGGAUGCAACACAUUUGGUCAUGACGCGUGAAAGCCGCACCUGCAAACUGAUUCAGGCCUGCUGCCAUGUGGACUAUGUGCUCAAGUCCACCUGGUUGGUGGACAGCGCCAAGGCCGGCAAGUUUGUGCCGCCGGAUGAAUAUCAUAUUCGGCACAUACCCGUCGAUGAGAAUCUGCAGUUCGAUUUGGAUGCUGUGCUGUGUGCGCCGACACGUUCUACACUAUUUGCGGGCAGAUACUUCUAUGUAACGCCCGAUGUAUUUCCGGCACGCGAUGAAAUCAUACGCAUGAUCGAAUCUUCGGGCGGCAAGGUGGAGGCGAAACGACGCAGCGGUGCCGCCGUUGCAGAGGCGCAAGUCCAGGCGCCCGAUUCUUAUAUCAUUGUUACCUGCCCAACGGAUAUGCACUUGUGCGCGGAUCUGACGCGACAUGGCAAUCCCAAGUGCCAUAUUGUCUCUACGGAGUUUGUGAUGAGCUCCAUAUUGCGGCAACAGCUGGAAAUUGAGCCCAAUUUGAUACCCUAUUUGUACAACAACAACAUUUCCAACAGCAGCAGUAACAACAAAUCCUAGCGACAAGCUGUUCUCUACUUCUUGUUGCUUAAAGCUUGAGGCACGUUCAGGAAAUUUUAUAAACUUUGUUAUAUAUCUAUGUACAUGUAUGAUAAGAAUCCCAUCCCAUUUUCAUCGAGCCUGUGAGCUGUGAAUGCGAAUCUAGUCCACAUUGAAACUGAUGAAAAUUGGGUCACUAAUCGGUUAUAUAUAUAUAUAUCACAAUCCCACAUAAAGCAAGCUGGAUCGUGUUAUCAAAACUAUUGAUAAAACCCUUUGCUACAGCUAUUUUUACACGCAUUAACAAAUGGUUUGCAGAUAAACUGCAGAUCGAGUCAUUCAAGCGAUCUAUCACAUCUAUAUAGUAGAUAGUUACAACUAAUUAUAAGCAAAAAGUACAUUUUUUAUAAAUAUAUAUAUAUAUUUUUAUAAACUCAUUAACUAGAUGUAAGUAUAUAUAUUUAUAAUUCAAUAGAGUAUACGAAACGUUUCACAGAAAUUUUAAUCGGCUGGCUAUUAGAAUUUUAAGCACAUUUCAAUUUGGAUAUAGUCCAUCGUCCAAAUCCCCUAAAUAUUAGUUAGGUAUACUCAACAAAUAAAGCUUAUGUUAUAUAUGUGAA
Messenger RNA from Drosophila montana, 7797 nucleotides. RefSeq names its product PAX transcription activation domain interacting protein (gene Ptip). The coding region runs from base 305 to 7198 and encodes 2297 amino acids. The transcript is spliced from 7 exons. NCBI's taxonomy places the organism in Eukaryota, Metazoa, Arthropoda, Insecta, Diptera, Drosophilidae. The record is from RefSeq and is a predicted model, not a curated record.